This is a messenger RNA of Ziziphus jujuba (common jujube), 2360 nucleotides long. RefSeq names its product serine hydroxymethyltransferase 7. The record is from RefSeq and is a predicted model, not a curated record. Gene Ontology annotation, cellular component: cytoplasm. The transcript has 4 exons. Bases 371 to 2164 code for a protein of 597 amino acids. Gene Ontology annotation, biological process: L-serine catabolic process; folic acid metabolic process; tetrahydrofolate interconversion. Gene Ontology annotation, molecular function: pyridoxal phosphate binding; zinc ion binding; glycine hydroxymethyltransferase activity. NCBI's taxonomy places the organism in Eukaryota, Viridiplantae, Streptophyta, Magnoliopsida, Rosales, Rhamnaceae.
GACGACGUCCAGGUUCGUCCCCCUUUGUGUUUUACCCAAUUAUAGAAUCCAGCGGUCUUCAUCAAGCCCACUCGAUGGCCAACCUCUCUCUCUUCUCCGCCAUUAGCAGCUAGGGUUAGGGCUCUGAAAUUCCUUUCCAUGGAACAUUCUUCAACCCCCGCACACUUCAACCUUUUCAAAUACUGUUACUGCUCCUUCUUACCGUUUCCUUGUCGCUGUUUCUGCUGUUGCUAUUGUUGCUCGUAACCUUACAAUUUUUGACAUUUCAUUUGUUGUAUGCGCAUAUAUAUAUAUAUAUAUAUAUAUACACACUCGUAAUCUGCUAGAGCUAGAUUCAAAGUUCGUAUUUUUUUUUUUUGGGGGGUUUUUGAUGGACUUAUCCCACCCUCAAUCGAACCUUUCCCUAGGGUUUUCAUCCCACGCAUCGCCGCCGCACCGGACCCAAAUCGCCGAUGAUUCGAUAUCGCUCCAGCUCGACUCGAGCCUUCGUGACCCCACUCACUCGGUCACACCGAUUCCUCUCCAGUUGCUGGAGCCACAGGCCGAAUGUCAGAGAACCGAGAAUGGGAAUUUAGAUAGGGAUAUGAAUGAUGACGAUGACGAUGACGAUGAGGAUAGAGAGGUCGAAGAGUUUCGGAUUUUGGGGCAUUCCAUGUGUUUGAAACGGCGAAGAGAUAGCGAGUCGUCGUCUUCUUCAGCCUCGGCGACCAGUAAUUCGAAGCGAGUGUCGUUCGGACCUGACCUUGAGGCUCGGAGAAGCGCGGUCAGGUUGUGGGGUGACCAGCCUUUACGGAUUGCGGACCCUGAUGUGUUUCAUAUCAUGGAAAAAGAGAAGAGAAGGCAAUUCAAAGGGAUUGAAUUGAUUGCGUCGGAGAAUUUCGUUUGUAAAGCUGUAAUGGAGGCCCUUGGAAGCCAUUUGACCAAUAAGUAUUCGGAAGGAAUGCCCGGUGCUAGAUAUUACUGUGGGAAUCAGCAUAUCGAUGAGAUUGAAACGCUUUGUUGUGAGCGAGCAUUGGCUGCGUUUAAUCUAGACUCGGAGAAUUGGGGUGUGAAUGUGCAGCCCUAUUCAUGUACCUCUGCGAAUUUCGCUGUGUAUACGGGAUUGUUAUUGCCUGGUGAUCGCAUCAUGGGAUUGGAUACUCCGUGUGGAGGGAAUACCAGUCAUGGAUACUACCUUCCAAAUGGAAGGAAAGUUUCUGGGGCAUCGAUUUUCUUUGAGAGUUUGUCUUACAAGGUGAACCCGCAAACUGGGUAUAUUGACUAUGAAAAGCUUGAGGAGAGGGCGCUUGAUUUUCGCCCCAAAAUACUCAUUUGUGGUGGCAGCUCGUAUCCUCGUGAAUGGGAAUACUCAAGGUUUAGGCAGAUUGCGGACAAGUGCGGAGCAGUACUUAUGUGUGAUAUGGCUCAAAUCAGUGGCCUUAUUUCUGCCAAGGAAUGUGCGAAUCCUUUUGAGUACUGUGACAUUGUUACCUCAACUACUCAUAAAAGUCUUCGAGGUCCUAGGGGAGGUAUAAUUUUCUUCAGGAAGGGUACUAAGCCAAGGAAGAGAGGGAUACUCCUAAAUCAAGGAGAUGAGAGUGAGCAGUAUGACUUUGAGGAAAAGAUAAACUUUGCUGUUUUUCCUGCAAUGCAAGGUGGACCUCACAAUAACCACAUUGCUGCUCUUGCCAUAGCCUUAAAACAAGUGGCUACUCCCGAGUACAAGGCAUACAUGCAUCAGGUGAAGAAAAAUGCUCAGGCAUUAGCUUCUGCUUUGAAGAGAAAAAAUUUCAGGCUGGUAACUGGAGGUACAGACAACCAUUUGCUGAUUUGGGAUCUGAGACCCCUUGGCUUAACAGGUAAGAUCUAUGAGAAGGUCUGUGAAAUGUGUCACAUAACACUCAACAAAAUUGCAAUUUUCGGUGACAAUGGGACUAUUGUUCCCCGAGGAGUCCGCAUUGGUACCCCAGCUAUGACAUCAAGAGGUUGUGUGGAGGGUGAUUUUGAGACAAUUGCAGAGUUUCUGUACAGAGCAGCUCAAAUAGCAACUGCGGUUCACAGGGAGCAUGGGAACCAGCAAAAGGCUUAUCUGAAGGCUUUGGAGAAUAAUAAGGACAUUGUGGAUCUCCGGAUGCGAGUUGAAACGUUUGCAAGCCAGUUUGCAUUACCAGGAUUCGACGGUUGAUGGUCGGGUCCUGGAUACAUCGGAUCUACCUUUUUUUUGCCCUUUUCUUUUUUCUUUUUUCUUUUUUCUUUUUGGGUUUUUCCUUUUUUUUUUUUUUUGUUCAGAAAUUUUUUAUUUAUAUAUAAACAAGUUAAUUUCUUGUAAUUGUAUCUUGUAAUUUUUUUAAUUAAAGGUUAUAUCAGUAUAUAUCGUAAUA